This is a messenger RNA of Grosmannia clavigera kw1407, 1086 nucleotides long. Its product is annotated as duf887 domain containing protein. The record is from RefSeq and is a predicted model, not a curated record. Gene Ontology annotation, biological process: lipid homeostasis. The transcript is spliced from 2 exons. NCBI's taxonomy places the organism in Eukaryota, Fungi, Ascomycota, Sordariomycetes, Ophiostomatales, Ophiostomataceae. Gene Ontology annotation, cellular component: endoplasmic reticulum; membrane. The coding region runs from base 1 to 1086 and encodes 361 amino acids.
AUGAUCGACCCCUUUCCCUUCCCGCCCAACCCGGCGCUCGGCGAAGCUGUCCGGCCGCUGGCCGCCCGCCUCGGCCUUCACUCGUUUCCCAUGCACGUUCACGAGCUUCUCAUGGCCACGCUCUUCUACACCUUUGUCCAGCUGGUCGUCUCGCCCGUGCUCUCGCGCGCCCUGAUGCCUCACAUCUACAACGCCAGCAUGAGCCGGCUCCGUCGGGCCAACUGGGAUGCCCACGUGGUCUCGCUCGUCCAGAGCGUGCUGAUCUGCAUCCUCGCCCUCUGGUCCAUCGCCGUCGACGACGAGCGUCGCGCCAUGAGCGGCGAGCCGACCACCGAUCCCGCCACUGCCCUGCCGCUCGCUGCUGGCUGGCGUGGUCGCGUCUACGGCUAUUCGGGCGGCGCGAGCCUCGUCCAGUCCAUGGCCGCCGGCUACUUUCUCUGGGACCUCGCCCUCACCCUCGUCUACUUUGACAUCUUCGGCUUCGGCAUGCUUGCCCACGCCGUCAGCGCCCUGGCCGUCUACUCCCUCGGCUUCCGCCCCUUUCUCAACUACUACGCCCCCAAUUUCAUUCUCUACGAGCUCUCCACUCCCUUCCUCAACGCCCACUGGUUCUUCGACAAGCUCGACAUGACCGGCUCCCGUGCCCAGCUGUACAACGGCGUCGCCCUCAUCGUCACCUUCUUCGGCUGCCGCCUCGUCUACGGCAACUACAUGUCCACCUGGGUCUACUCUGACAUGUGGCACGCCAUGUGGGAUGGCCCCGGCGAGUUCGCCAUUGCCGGCAGCAGCCCCGAUCCCAUCCCCGCCUGGCUCAUUGUCGUCUACGUCGCCAGCAACCUGACGCUCAACUCGCUCAACAUCGUCUGGUUCUUCAAGAUGAUCGCCGCCGUCCGCAAGCGCUUCGUCCCGUCCGCCCACAAGGACGCCGCCGACGACAAGUCCGCCAAGACCGACGACAAGUCCACCACCGACGAUUCCACCGCCGCUAUAGCCUCCGCCCUGGACGACGCCAGCCCUGUCGCCCGCCUGCGCGCCGUCGGCGAGAGGCUGAUGAUGGUCGAGGACGACUUCACCGAGAUACCGUAA